Aspergillus bombycis is the source of this 783-nucleotide messenger RNA. RefSeq lists its product as uncharacterized. Gene Ontology annotation, biological process: vacuolar proton-transporting V-type ATPase complex assembly. The coding region runs from base 1 to 783 and encodes 260 amino acids. Lineage: Eukaryota; Fungi; Ascomycota; Eurotiomycetes; Eurotiales; Aspergillaceae. Gene Ontology annotation, cellular component: Vma12-Vma22 assembly complex; extrinsic component of endoplasmic reticulum membrane. The transcript has 3 exons. The record is from RefSeq and is a predicted model, not a curated record.
AUGGCGCAAAUUCCCACCCCUCCUGCGUCUCGCCAUGGUUCAGAAUCACCCGACACCGAGUACAAACAGCCUCCGGGAGUUGGCAACUCAGACUUGUUACGGUCACUGGACGCUCUUCUAGAACGGUAUCUCCAUCUCUUAGAUCGUCAUCAGAAAUUACAGGCCGAACUUGCCACAAGUUUAUCUUCGGGGUUUCUCUCACUCGCCCAAGCCAACUACACUUGCCCCCCAGGUCGGAGAUAUGGAGCAGACUACUACGAUGAACGUAUGAAAGCAACAAGAAGGGUGGACCUAGAACCCCCUACAUCGUCGACCAAAGAUGUCGAUGCAUCCAGUGUGGAUGAAUCGUCCGAUGAAUUUACCAAGUGUGGCGACUAUAGUCACAUCUUCACUAUAAAACAAGCUACAGGUGAUAGUGUAGAGGAACCCUCUGAGUGGACUGGAGGAGAGAACCAAUCUCACUCGAGUAACGCGUCCACAUUGGAAUGUGAGGGUCCUGAGAAGAAGCGUGAUUCUAAGGCUGGGGAUUCCACAACUUCAUCGGAUGACCCUGGGGCACAAGAGCCGGCAGAGACAAAGCCUACAUCUUUGGAGAAGAAGCCCCGUUCUUCCGACCCCAUUAGAUGGUACGGAAUCUUGGUGCCACCUUUUCUCCGUAAUGCUCAAAAAUAUUUCACGGAGGCUGUAGGGGGUCCCUUGCCUGAGCUGGCGAGUGUGAUGGUCGAGAUGCAGGCUGUGGAAAAGGAGGUGAAACGUGUGCGCAAGAAGAUAGACCAAGCAUGA